UAAGCAUCAAGAAUAAUGCCCCCUGGUCCCCUAGGCCGCCGGCCGUGGCUCGCGCAGGAGGCCGCGCUGGAGCCUCGUCGCCGGAGGGAAAGCGACGUCACCCAUGAGGACCUCGGGACGGGCGGGGGAGGCGCUGUCACGGCCGCCGCUCGAAUUUCACUAAAUAUCAUGAGUGGGCCAGGACUCAGAGCGUUGGUGCUAGGAGGCUCAGGGGAGAUCGGCAGGCAGUUGGUGCAGGAACUCAUCAACAGCCCUGGCUUUUCCCAUGUCACUCUUAUUACAAGAAGGGAGUUAGAUGUUCAGAGUGAAAAAGUAGAACAAAAAUUAGUGGAUUUUGAAAAUCUUGACAACCACAUAGAUGCCUUUAAAGAUGUACAGGUUGCCUACAGCUGCUUAGGAACCACAAGAGGCAAGGCUGGUGCUAAGGGUUUUGUGCGAGUGGACAGAGACUAUGUCUACGGUGCUGCAAAGCUGUUGAAGGACAGUGGAUGCUCACACUUCCACCUGGUGUCCUCAACAGGAGCCAAUAAAAAUUCCCAUUUCCUUUAUCAAAAAACAAAAGGUGAAGUAGAGAACAUGGUUACAGAGCUUAAUUUUCCACGUCUGUCCAUCUACCGCCCAUCUCUUCUCCUUUGUGAUAGACAGGAAUCACGUCCCAUGGAGAAGAUUGCACAGAUUGUUGUCCGUGGCUUUGAUUGGCGAAACAAGAUCAGCAUUGGCACAGACACAGUUGCCAGUGCGAUGGUGGCCAACACUCUGGAGCAGCAGACGUCAGAAAAGGCAGAAGAGACUAAGGUUGAGAUCUUGGAAAAUGCAGAUAUCCUUAGACUUGGAAUUGAUUAGGAACACCUUUACAUGGCCUCAGUGUUUGCAUUUAGGGAUUUUAAUGAUUGUGUUAAAAAAAGAGAUAAAUAUGUUAGGGAUUCGUGUUUCUAAAUUUUGUACGUAGGAUGUUCCAGUCUGGAUGUCUAAUAUUUAGGAAUCACAGUAGAAAUAAUGGUUAUGUACAUGAAAGCUGUUAUUGAACCACUUAAAGUUUAAACACUGAGUUUUACAAUUCAGUCACACAGAUAUGCAGAAAUAUGCCUGAAUUUCAUUAGAGACCACAUAAUUACAGUUUUGGUUGUAGGAAUUGUUACAUUAUUGUUGCUAUUAACUUUUCUCUUUUAUGGCAGUGGUUGAAGUAUGCUUUUAUGUGUGUCAUUUUGUAUAUAAAUAAGCAUUAUAUUUAUUACUUCAGAUAUGCAUUUAACCCACUGACACUGGAAUGACAUAUACAUGCCAUCUGUGA
Messenger RNA from Penaeus indicus, 1291 nucleotides. RefSeq names its product oxidoreductase HTATIP2-like. The record is from RefSeq and is a predicted model, not a curated record. Bases 16 to 843 code for a protein of 275 amino acids. Gene Ontology annotation, biological process: import into nucleus. NCBI's taxonomy places the organism in Eukaryota, Metazoa, Arthropoda, Malacostraca, Decapoda, Penaeidae. Gene Ontology annotation, cellular component: cytoplasm. The transcript is spliced from 5 exons.